AUGCACUUCGCUACUACUCUCGCUGCGGCCAUGUUCGCACUUGGCGCCCAGGCUGCCUUCCCUGUUGCCAGCCUCGAGUUCCAGUCGUGGGAACAGUGUGAAAUUGGCUUCUCUGUUCACGGCGAGCCUAAGUUCAAGGCUGAUGUGACUGCGACCCCCUUGACGUGCGACAAGACAACCGUCGACCGCGACUGGAGCAUCAACAACUAUGCUUUCAAGGCUUUCAUCGACACCAAGGAUGCUCUCCUCUGCUCCGGUGUUACUAUUUGGAACUCUGAUGAUUGCUCUGGCGAACCCUGGUCGUUCGUGCCCUUCGAUGGAAAGCCUGUUGUCGAGGGCGUUUGCCUGCCCGAUUCUUUGGACCCUGGCUUUGUUUCCUUCAAGCUUGAUUGCUUCGGUUUCCCCGGGGGUGCUGGAGGUCCCUAA
Molecule: messenger RNA, 426 nt
Organism: Penicillium chermesinum
Lineage: Eukaryota; Fungi; Ascomycota; Eurotiomycetes; Eurotiales; Aspergillaceae
Exons: 2
Coding region: 1-426 (141 amino acids)
Source: RefSeq, a predicted model, not a curated record